AUGAACCCCAACGCUCGCAGCUUCGGCUUCAACCCCAACGCCUCGGGCUUUACGCCUGGUGGACCACCGCAGCAGGGUCAGCAGCAGCAAGGUGGUGCUCCUUACGGUCAGCAGGGUGGCUACUACCAGCAGGGUUUCGGUCAGCAGCAAGGCCAGCCACAGCAGGGCUUCAACGGCGGCUACCCCAACCAGCAGUAUCAGCAGUACCAGCAAUAUCAGCAGCAGCAGCCCUACGGCGGUGGCUACGCUCAGCAAGGGUUCAACCAGCAGGGCUUUGGCCAGUACGCCCCGCAGGGCUUCAAUGGUCUGCCCGCUCGCCCCGCCGCAUCGGGAUCGAGUCAGCCUUCUGUCGAAGCAGCUGCAUCUGCCGCUGACGCUGCUCCGCGCAAGCCUGUGAGCAUCUCGAUCGGCGGUGGUGCCAAGCCUGCCGCUCCUUCCAGUUCGGACGCUCCACGAAAGCCCGUCAGCAUCUCCAUCGGAGGUGGCGCCAAGCCAGCUGCUCCUGCCGCCGACAAGUCGGACGCACCUCGCAAGCCCGUCAGCAUCUCCAUCGGCGGUGCCAAAAAGCCAGAAGCCGACAAAGACGACUCCGCGGCCUCAGCACCUGCCCCCGCCGCAGCUGCUGCGGACAAGCCAGCACAACCUGCAGCCGUCGCCGCCGUCAAGAACGCCGAGGCGCCCUCUUCCACAACUGCAACAGGCCCUUCGUCUCGCGCCGAAUCGCCAGCACCGGCGGCCAAGACCGAGUCCAAGGUGGCCUCGCUCUCCUCCAAACCUGUCCCCACAGAACGCGCCACCACCAACGCCGACCAGAUUCUCGCCGAGGCCAGCAAGGUCACCGACGAAGAGACGCUCAAGGACCUCUUUGGUGACAAGAGCGACGAGCUCAAGUCGCACUUGAAUAUUGUCUUUAUCGGCCACGUCGAUGCUGGCAAAUCCACCAUGGGUGGCAACCUGCUCUUCCUCACCGGCAUGGUGGACAAGCGAACGAUGGAAAAGUACGAGCGCGAGGCCAAGGAGGCCGGGCGAGAGUCGUGGUACCUCUCGUGGGCGCUCGACUCGACGGCACAGGAGCGCGAGAAGGGCAAGACGGUCGAGGUGGGCCGUGCUUACUUCGAGACGGGCAAGCGUCGUUACACCAUCCUCGAUGCGCCAGGACACAAGUCGUUUGUGCCCAGCAUGAUCAGCGGUGCGGCCCAGGCCGAUGUGGCCGUUCUCGUCAUCUCGGCGCGAAAGGGCGAGUUCGAGACCGGUUUCGAGCGAGGUGGACAGACGCGCGAGCACGCUGUGCUGGUCAAGACCGCCGGUGUGCAGCGUCUCAUUGUGGUGGUCAACAAGAUGGACGAGUCGACGGUGCAAUGGCAAAAGUCGCGCUACGAGGAGAUCCAGGGCAAGCUCACCCCUUUCCUGCGUUCGGCCGGUUUCAACCCCAAGACGGACCUCACCUACAUUCCCGUCUCGGCGUACGCCGGGCAGAACCUCAAGGAGCGUGUGCCCAAGAGCGUCUGCGACUGGUACGACGGUCCGGCGCUGCUCGAAUACCUCGACAACCUCGAGCUGGGCGACCGCAAGAUCUCGGCGCCGCUCAAGAUGCCCAUCUCAGAAAAGUACAACGACAUGGGCACGGUGGUGGUGGGCAAGCUCGAGGCGGGCAAGAUCAAGAAGGGCGACUCGCUGUUGCUGAUGCCUAACAAGGUGACCGUCGAGGCGGUGGCCAUCUUCAACGAGCAGGAGGAGGAAGUGCCGGCGGCCAUCUCGGGUGACAAUGUGCGUGUCAAGCUCAAGGGUGUUGACCACGAAGAGGUGACGGUGGGCCACGUGCUCACGGAUCCGACCAACCCGGUGCACGUCGCGACGCACUUUGAGGCGCAGCUCGCGAUUCUCGAGCACCGCAACAUCAUCUGUGCCGGGUACAGCGCCGUGGUGCACUGCCACACGGUCUCGCAGGAGGCCAACCUCGCGGCGCUGCUGCACUACUACGACAAGAAGACGGGCAAGAAGAGUCGUCGUGGACCCCAGUUCGCCAAGAAGGGCAUGAAGAUCAUUGCGCUCGUCGAGCUCGCUGGACCCAUUUGUGUGGAGAGGUUCAAGGACUACCCGCAGCUGGGUCGCUUCACGCUCCGAGACGAAGGUCGCACCGUUGCGAUUGGUAAGGUCACCAAGUUGAUCACGUCGGCGGACGAGUUGCCGGACGUGGCCAAGUUGAGCGUCAGUGAUGCUGCCGCUGCUGCUGCUAGCUAA
Molecule: messenger RNA, 2241 nt
Organism: Kalmanozyma brasiliensis GHG001
Lineage: Eukaryota; Fungi; Basidiomycota; Ustilaginomycetes; Ustilaginales
Product: Translation elongation factor EFTu/EF1A, C-terminal
Exons: 1
Coding region: 1-2241 (746 amino acids)
Biological process (GO): nuclear-transcribed mRNA catabolic process, deadenylation-dependent decay; translation; translational termination
Cellular component (GO): translation release factor complex
Molecular function (GO): translation release factor activity; GTPase activity; GTP binding
Source: RefSeq, a predicted model, not a curated record